Molecule: messenger RNA, 658 nt
Organism: Triticum aestivum (bread wheat)
Lineage: Eukaryota; Viridiplantae; Streptophyta; Magnoliopsida; Poales; Poaceae
Product: defensin-like protein CAL1
Exons: 2
Coding region: 153-401 (82 amino acids)
Biological process (GO): defense response
Source: RefSeq, a predicted model, not a curated record
UAUAUACCACCAGCCCAGCCCGCUCUUCGCUUCUCACUCACCGGUGUUCAUUCUCCUCCACUCGCUUUCCUAUCUAACCUAACACAGGCCCCCGUUGCAGCAGCAGAGCAGAUCGAUCCAGUACGUCUCGGGUGAACCAGCUGAGCAGAUCGAUGGCGCCCACUCGUCGCAUGGCCGCAUCCGCCCUCCUGCUGCUGCUCCUCCUCGUCGCCACAGAGAUGGGGACGACGAGGACCAAGACGGCGGAGGCGCGGGACUGCCUGUCGCAGAGCCACAAGUUCAAGGGCGCCUGCCUCAGCAGCAGCAACUGCGCCGGCGUCUGCCGCACCGAGAACUUCCCCGACGGCGAGUGCCACACGCACAACUUCGCCCGCAAGUGCUUCUGCAAGAGGGCCUGCUAGCCGGCCUGCUCGCCCCGGCCGCCCUGCCGGCCAGCGCCGAGACGUCCGAUCUGUUCGUCAGUGCUGUCUGCUAGAUCUGUUCUUCAGUGCGUUCGCGUUCGUCGGCAGUAGCUGUUCGUGUGACGACUGUGUCCCGUAAUAAAGUAGGAAAUCAACCGGGCUCUUGGUAGUUUGGUUCGCCGUCUGCUAGUAGGUCGUGUUUGUUGCUGCUUUGUGUGGUGAACUUGUGAUGUAGUAAUAAGGUCGUUGUUUCAGCA